AUGUCUGACCGAAGGUACGAGAGGAUAUGGAGAGAGGCGGAGAAGGAGUUAGUCCAGGUGGUGAAAGAUGACAAAGAGUACGUUGACGAAGAUGUUAUCGAAGACAGACAAAGGGCUUAUAGAGACGCAUCUUUGAAUUAUAUCCGAUACUCAAUGUGUGCCAACAAGCUGAAUAUCUGCUUGGACCAGAUGGUACACGUCGACAAGAGAGCCACAAUCCGAACCCUCCUAGAGGCCACGCUGAGUCGACUCCUGCAGGUCAAACGGGAGUUGGUCAACCAGGACGUCUCGGACUUCAAUUACAUAGACGGGGCUCUAGUCGACCUGAAGUUGACCCCAUAUGAUGUAGAGAUACAGGUGCCCCGAUUCUAUAGGCGAGAGCGAGCCGCUAAGAUCCAACAAGUCAACACUGACAUAGAUCGCAUUCUAGAGGAACUAGCAACUCCAUCACCUACUGAAGAUGCAGAAGAAGGAGAAACUCCAAAAGAGGUCGAUGAUAAAGAUGAGGGGAAGGAAAAGGAAGAGCCUAUGAAUAAACCUGGUCCUAAUCCCAAAUGGCCAUCAUUGUUCAAAAAAGUUGAACUUACUGAAUCAGAAAAGAUUUUCAAAGCUACGAUUCUUUUGAUCCAAAGACAUGAACGAGCUCGAGUGGCACGUCUAAAUACACACAAAUUGAAAGAAAAGCAGCGUAUUCAGCACGAGAUUGCGUGGCAGAUUUUCAAGCCUAUCCCUGAGGAUGUCCAGGAGAGGUCAGUGAUUCUCAUUCAAAGAUUCUGGCGAGGGUACGCAUUAAGGCACAAGCAGUUGCAUCAUCUCACUGAGGGAAGGCUUUUGAUGGGUGAGUUGACGCCCAGCUGGCGGCCUCACGAUGAAGAGGACUAUGCCAGAGAAGUGGAGGAGGAACGUUACCUCAAAACGCUUGCUGCGGACGAAGAACAUGCUCGUGAUAUGGUGGUGCUUAAAGAGAAAGUUCUUCGUGGUGACCAGGAUGUGAAAGAUGCUAUCGCAGACCAUCUCAGAUGGUACAUCGAAGACUGGUACCGCAAGAUCGGAGAGCUACCAGAGUUCCCUGAGCCCACUCUAGUACCGGAACCAGAAGAACUUCUAGGUUUCCCCAAAGACACGCCAAGCGAGUUUAUCAAGAGGUUAGAAACGAAGGUGACAGCAGUACCAACCUCAAAAAUAUUGGUUCCUGGACUGCCACCAGGCAUGAUUGGGGGUUCCGCUAUCAUUGUGGCCAACUUCUGGAUUGCACCAGCCCUCUACGAGCUAGCGCACACGGCCGCUCGACUUGCCAAGGGUAAGGGUGGUAACAAAAAUCAGAAGAAAGAGAAGCUCAACAAGCAGCAGCUGAAAGAGUUAAAGGAGGAGGAGAAGGAGAAGAAAAGACUGCAAAAAGAGGCGGAACAGAAGGAACUGGAAGAGAAGCUGAAGCGCGGAGCAGUUCCGACCCCUACGGAUCUCCUGGAGCCCUUUGACAGACAUUUGAUAGAGUCGAGUUUCAAGUGGAAAGAUUACGAGGACCUUGAGUGGAACCCUACACAGCGCCACCGACAAGACUUGCCCCACAUUUCUAUGACUCACGAAAGGCACUUGGAGUUGAGGGAGGUGGUGGAUGAGCUGAUGAGACUGGAGAUAGAGAAACUCCAGGCGGCUCUGGACAGAGAUAGAGGUAAGAAGACAAAAGGGGACAAAAAGAAGAAGAAAAGGCCUAGAGGCAAGAAAGGAAAGAAGGAUCCAACUGCAGAUAGGACUACGGAGUCCUUAUUCAAGGAGUUGGUGGAAAACGGAAUUAUCAAGAAGACACAGGAUGUCAGUAUAGAUACCUUCUUUUGUCAACCGUCUUGGAACAGUUACGAUCUCAGAAGAGAUCCGUGGUGGCAGAAUCCCCCGCCAAAUCUCUGGGACGUGAAACAGGUUGUGAAGGAGUACUGUAUUCUGCCGCUGGGGUCUGCCACGGUCCACCGCUCAGCGCCCCUUGUCCGCUCCGUGCUGUUGGCAGGCUACCCGGACUGCGGCAAGCGGACACUCGUGGAUGCCGUGGUCGCCGAGACCGGUUCCGUCCUCUUCGAUCUCAGCCCGACCAAUACGGCCGGCAAAUAUCCCGGAAAGAAGGGUCUCAAUAUGCUCGUUCAUCUUGUCACAAAGAUGUCCAGAAUCCUCCAACCCUCCGUGAUAUUUCUGGACGGUGGAGAGAAACCCUUCUACAAAAAAGUGCCGAAAACGGAGAAAGACGACAAUCCGAAACUGUUGAAAAAGCAAUUGCCCAAGAUGGUGAAAGCGGUGACUCCAGACGACCAGGUGCUCUUCCUUGCGACCGCCGAGAACCCAUGGAUGGGCCAAGCAAACUCCUUGGUGAAGACAUACAACAAAAUAAUCCCAAUGCUGCCUCCAGAUCAGAGCAUCUCGGCCGCUUACUGGCAUUCCCAGUUGAUGAAGUACCAUGGAGUAGAGAGGGAUUUCCUAUACUCGCCACUGGCCUGGUGCGCGCAGGGAUAUCCACUACCCACGAUAACCCAAGUGCUACAGGAGGUGCUGACGGCAGAGAGAGUGAUAGCCCUCAGGAACCGACCCCUAGACCCUCAGGAGUUGCUGGACGUGCUACUUAAGAUCCCACCCAUAUCGGAGGAGCAGACGAAGAAAUUGUUAGAAUGGUACGAGUCGACCUACCCCUUGGCCAAAACCCGGGCCGAGAAGACUAAAGCGGAUGCGGAAUUCAGAGAAAGACUGGCGGCAAUCGAGGCGAAGAAGAAUGAACAAAAGAAGAAAAAGAAAUAGUGCUCAAAUUAUGUGUAACAAUUUGUCUUCUGGUAAUUUAGUUUUUGUUCAGUAAAAAAGUAUGUGUUUGUUUGCUUUUUGAAAA
Homalodisca vitripennis (glassy-winged sharpshooter) is the source of this 2863-nucleotide messenger RNA. RefSeq names its product IQ and AAA domain-containing protein 1-like. Lineage: Eukaryota; Metazoa; Arthropoda; Insecta; Hemiptera; Cicadellidae. The record is from RefSeq and is a predicted model, not a curated record. The transcript is spliced from 13 exons. Bases 1 to 2778 code for a protein of 925 amino acids. Gene Ontology annotation, molecular function: protein binding; ATP hydrolysis activity; ATP binding.